AUGGCGAACGCUCCCGACUUCGACGUCGUCAUCAUCGGCGCAGGCAUUUCGGGAAUCAACUCCGCGUACCGCAUACAGACCGCGUUUCCCAACUACAGGUACUGCAUCCUCGAGGCCAGAGACAACAUCGGCGGCACCUGGGACCUGUUCAAGUAUCCCGGCAUCCGCUCCGACUCGGAUCUCUUCACUUUUGGCUUCCAGUGGUACCCGUGGCACAAGAACAACCCGAUCGCGACGGGUGAUUCCAUCGUCCAGUACUUGGGUGAGGCCUCGUCCAAGCAUGGCAUCGACAAGAACAUUCGCUUCCAGCACCGCCUCAAGCAUGCCUCGUGGUCUUCAGCGCACCAGGAAUGGGCCCUGUCGGUAGAGGCGCGCGGCGAGCCGACAUCGAUUUCCGCCCGGUUCAUCAUCUUCGGCACCGGUUACUACGACUACAGCACUCCGCUGCAGGCGCACAUUCCCGGCAUCGACAAUUUCGGCGGCAAGGUCAUCCACCCUCAGUUUUGGCCGGAGGACCUCGACUACGCCGACAAGAAGGUCGUCGUCAUUGGCUCUGGCGCCACAGCCGUCACUCUCGUCCCGAAGCUGGCCGAGAAGGCGAAGAUGGUGACGAUGCUCCAGCGGAGUCCCACCUACAUCGCCGUGCUUCCCAACGCCAGCUCAAAGUCUUUGAUCGACUACAUCAUGCCGCGAGCCGUCGCCCUGCGCAUGAAGCGACUUCAAUGGAUCCUCCUCGCGCGCAUCACCUUCACAUUCUGUGUUACGUUCCCCCGGCUUGCCAGAUGGGUGCUCGGCCUCCGCACGAAGCGCUUGUUGCCUAAGGAUAUGGCGUUUGACCCUCACUUCAAUCCGACGUACAACCCGUGGACGCAGCGACUUUGCCUCUGCCCAGACGGAGACUUUUACAAAGCUCUACAUGGGGGGCACGCCGACAUCGCCACCGGGGUGAUAAAAACAGUGACAUCGACCGGCAUCAACCUUGAGUCUGGAGACAUCCUGGACGCCGACAUCAUCGUCACCGCUACGGGCCUGAAGCUGCAACUAGCCGGAGGUGCGACUAUACACGUCGACGGAAAGGCUGUCGCCCCCUCGGACAAGUUCAUUUGGCGAGGACAGAUGAUUCAAGACGUCCCGAACGCCACCUUUGUCAUCGGAUACACGAAUGCGUCGUGGACCCUGGGCGCCGAAGCGACUGCGUCCAUGGUGGUCAGGCUCCUCGGAAAGAUGAACGAGGGAGGAUACUCCAGCGUUGUCCCGAGGGUGGAGAACCCCGAAGACCUGAAGGAAACGGCGCUUCUGAACUUGAACUCGACGUACGUGAAGAACGCGGGCAGCAUCAUGCCCAAGGCGGCGACGACGGGGCCGUUCGCGCCGAGAGGGAGCUACCUGGAAGACAAUUUCCGCGCGAAGCAUGGUGCGAUUAAAGGACUAGAGUGGGUUCGGGAGCCUCUCACCAAGUGA
Molecule: messenger RNA, 1461 nt
Organism: Purpureocillium lilacinum
Lineage: Eukaryota; Fungi; Ascomycota; Sordariomycetes; Hypocreales; Ophiocordycipitaceae
Source: RefSeq, a predicted model, not a curated record